AUGGUGGUUCUAGUUGAUCUAGAGGACGACGCGCUCCCUGCGUAUCUUGCCCCACACACGUCAACACCCAGCAUCCCGGAUGUGAAGCCGUUGCUACAUGACUUGCUGGCCUCAACCGAGGAUGAACAUGCGAAAACAGCAGACGAGAGGCCGAAUCCGAAUAUCAACGGGUUCUCGGCAGCCCUCAGCUGUUAUCCUAUAGUCAGACAGCUUGCUGGCCAGCUCGAUCUGAACACACUGCAUGAUCUCUCGCGCACAUGUAGGCAGUUUCGCGCCAACCUACUCGAGUACCGCGACCAGCUCAUCAAGCACACGCUGCAUUGCUGCUACGAAGAUGACGACACCGACUCGCAGCUACAGGCGCGGUUCCGCGAGAGGCCUAGCGGUUUCCAGUCCUCGCGGCAUCUGACGAGCGGAAAGAUCGGUAACUGUGCGCGAGACAUGGUAGGCGAGUGUCAGCGAUGCGCAAAGGUCGUGUGCCGGAAUUGCACGAUGAAGCCACCGCCCAAACCUGCGCUGCGCGCUCGUCAUCGACGGAUAUGUCGAACAUGCGCCAAAGCACCUCUCCCGCUGCUCAUGGCCGUCACGAAGGGGCGCACGUCAUCGUCAGGCAGCUCGCCUUCGCCACCGCCCUCGCCGAACCCACGGCCCGUGUUCUGGGACAGUGAUGCGCCACGAGCGUUUACUGCGCCGGCUUUUGAAAGAACGCCAUGCAACUGUGACAACGUGGUGUGGCUUUGCGCACCAUGUGGGAAGGAUUUGAAGAACGCCGACACCAACUACGUCCGUGGUUGGAGCUGGCGCACACGAUAUAGUCAUUAUCUGGGCGGUGUAGGCACAGGAGCCGGUGAAGGCGAGCAAGGUGUUGAGUGUGGCCGAGGCGCCAGCUGCCUAGGUGCAAGGCUCGUUGAGCACGAGACCUGCGAGGCAGAGACGCUGGCCGCGCUGGCUGCGCAGGAGCGAAGUCAUGACACCCCAGAGUCCCCAGAGCGGUGGCGAGGGACGAGCUACCUGGCUCAAGAGGUUGAGGGCAUUGGUGGAGUGCUUAAGGUGAAGCACAAGAAGUACACCAGAGUUGGUGAGUGCGUGAAGAUGUAUGAAGAUGAGCGUGAGAAGUCGGUACAAUGGCUUCCAAGAGAGGAUGCAGGCAAGCUGAGAAGCUGGUGCUCGUGGUGCCAGCGAGUGGUGCCUGGUGAGAAGGACAAGGUGGAUCCCAAUGGGUUGCAGCGUGUAUGGAGCUCAACGAGCUCAGCGUCCUCGAAC
Molecule: messenger RNA, 1263 nt
Organism: Macroventuria anomochaeta
Lineage: Eukaryota; Fungi; Ascomycota; Dothideomycetes; Pleosporales; Didymellaceae
Exons: 3
Source: RefSeq, a predicted model, not a curated record